CACAGGCAAGCAAAUUAGCACAGCAUAAAUUCAGCACAGGAAAUGGAUCAGGCAGCAGCUUCUCGCUCUCGCUCCCGUAUCCUCACUGAAAUCGACCCACACAGCGAAUGGAUUCGUGGGGAUGAGUUCGACACGCUCAUCCUCGACGUUACAGGAUUCAGCAAGGACCAUCUGAAGGUCCAGGUGGAGCCGUCGGGGAGCCUCAGGAUCAGCGGCGAGCGCGCCGUCAAUGGCGGCGCCGGCGGCCAGCAUUGGCUCGGUUUCCUCAAGCGGUUCGACCUCCCUCCCGGCGCCGCCGCGCGCGAUGCGACGGCGAUCAAGGUCCAGCUGGACAAGGGCGUCCUCUACGUCCAGGUGCCUCACACCAUCGCUGCCGCCACCGGUAGUCCCGGCGAGCGGCGGCGGCGGCGGCGCAUGGCUGAGCCGGACGAGGACGAGCUGCAGGAGGAAGAAACCGGCGGUGGCGCCGCCGCCGCUGGAUGGAGCGCCGGUGGCCGCGCCGUGGCCAGGCGGGACGGGCACCCGGCGCGGCAGCUCGCCAGGGCGCUGAGCAAGCACCGGCAGGCCGUCCUCAACGUCGUGAUCGCCGUCGUCCUCCUCUGGCUCGUCGCGUUCUCCGGCAUCAAGCCGAGCAGUGGCCUGACCAAGAACAAGUGAUGCAACCGCGUCACCUGU
This is a messenger RNA of Oryza brachyantha (malo sina), 675 nucleotides long. RefSeq names its product 22.0 kDa class IV heat shock protein-like. The transcript is spliced from 2 exons. NCBI's taxonomy places the organism in Eukaryota, Viridiplantae, Streptophyta, Magnoliopsida, Poales, Poaceae. The coding region runs from base 43 to 657 and encodes 204 amino acids. The record is from RefSeq and is a predicted model, not a curated record.